CCCACCACCAUCAUCCGUACUGCUCGCUAUACUUGCUUAGAAGAAUGACUUCCCGCGUCCAGAAGGGCGGUGCGAUCUUCAAGCCCGUUGUGAAAGCCCGUCCCAGGGCGUCUAAUGCACCUCAGUCGACGCCGUCCGCGACCCCAUCACGAAGACAAAGCUCUGCGCUUCCAGAUAGCCAGAUAACAAGCCAGUCUAACCCCUCGCUACCAUCUACCAGCUCAGCUGCCCGGCCGCCCCUAUCCGUUUCUCUGGACGAUGUCCCUCCACCUCGGCCCAAAGAAAAUGUCCAUCCACCAGCGACUUCGCGUCCACCUGCUGAAGAGAACUCACAAGAUGCGGGAGGACCACUUGAGACGCCGACACGAUCGGCCAUGCCACCGAUGCUGCGUGCCGCUGCACCGACACCUGUCAAUCUGGCUCGAGCCAGCAGCGCCGUUCCCACUGUAAUUUCUACACCGAGUAGGCCUGUUGUGCCUCCAGCGUAUACUACCCACCAGGCGUCCCCUUCAACGCCAGCUCGUCCGCCUGACUUGCAGCGUCUUCCUCCUCAGCUCGUCCCCUCGCGUCCAAUAAGCACCCCCUCCGCAAUACAACCGCCAGCCCCUGGAUCUCGACCUCCCGUUCCGAUCACCCCCACUCCUUCUAAGCCUCUACAAGCCGGUCUUUCGCUACCUGCAUCGCAACACAGACUCGCAGAUGUGUCUAUGGCGCCGCCCGCGAUCCCUUCUGCGCAGCCGCCAAUCGUACAAAGUCAACUCCCUUCACAGGCGAUCCCUGCCGCUUCAGAAGCCGGCCCCUCCCAAUCUCAGACCGUAGUCCCUACUCAGGCGUCUACCUCUGCGGACGAUCCGCCUGCUGCAGCAGAGCCAUCUGAGGACGAAGCACAGUUGUCUACUUCGAGGCGGACGCGCUCGAAAGGGAAGAAAGCUGCACCGGCCGCGUCUCAAGACGACGCGUUUGCUCCUCCGACUAGACCGAAGCGAGGGAGGAAGAAAAAGUCAGAUGUGACGGAGGGGGAGGAGGCCACCGAGAAGGAGGCUCGCCCGAAGCGCAAGCGUCGCGCGAAGACUGCUACGACGGAGGACGACGAAGAAAAGCCGACGCGCAAGCGCAGGAAAAAGGUACCUGCAUUCGACCCCGACGCCGAUCCUGGUGAGGAGAUUGACCCGACGACAAUCACCAUGGCUGAGCUCUGCGAGGAUACCGGCCAGGGCCGCGUCAGUAGUAGGGCUAUGGAGGUGCAGGACAGUUGGGCGGCGUGGAAGGUGCGGUCGAGGGAGUACCGCGCUCGGCUUAUGGCCAAGAAGGAGCGGAAGAAGUUGGGGAAACCGGAGGACGAAGAGGAGGAAGAACAGAACGCUACCGCGAAGGACGCGCCGGAGGGUGAUUCGCCCGCCAAGCAGGCUGUUCCGGACGACACGCAGGCGACUGUGGUGGAGGCGAAUGGGGACGGUGAUGAGGACUCGGAUGAUGACUUUUAUGGCAACUUGAAGGCCAGGGACUACACCACGCAAGUUCGUCUGGGUGCUGGCGCAAGCAUCGUCAUCGACGAGGAGUCCACGCAAGUAGACCGAGCGGCUGACGAAGAUACGUCGGGCUACACGCACGUCGUCGAGCACGACCGAACUAAGUUCAUCAACUCGAGCACAUAUACGAAGAAGGUGCGGGGCUCGAGAUGGAGUGCCGAAGAGACGGAGCUCUUUUACGAUGCCUUGCGACAAUACGGCGAGAACUACGAGCUAAUCGCUAUCAUGCUCCCUGGCCGCGACCGGAAGUCCUGCCAGAACAAGUUCAAGGCAGAAGACAAGAAGAACCCCCAUCUCAUCAAUGCGGCACUCAAGAGCAAUGUUCCAAUAGACAUGCAAACUCUCUCCCGGAUUACCGGGAAGGACUUCUCUGGGCCAACACCGGAGAUCCGUGCACCUACGCCACCACCUCAGCUCCCUGUGGACGGCUCCCCUCGCAGCUCGCCCGAAGUCUCGAAACCAAAAGUGAAGAAGCGCGGGCGCAGCAAAUCGGCACUUAACGAUGGGGUGCAGGUGAUAGGGAGCAUAGACGACUACGAUAUGGACGCGGAUUAAGUUCGCUGUCGAAGUAUUUCUUGACUGUGCCGAUGCUCAAGCUUGUAUUCCGUCCUGUAUCAAUAAUUUCCGCAAGCCCGACUGCGCUGGAUCUGAUGGCG
This is a messenger RNA of Schizophyllum commune H4-8, 2185 nucleotides long. RefSeq lists its product as uncharacterized. Gene Ontology annotation, biological process: RNA polymerase III preinitiation complex assembly. The record is from RefSeq and is a predicted model, not a curated record. The coding region runs from base 45 to 2084 and encodes 679 amino acids. Gene Ontology annotation, molecular function: TFIIIC-class transcription factor complex binding. The transcript is spliced from 4 exons. Gene Ontology annotation, cellular component: transcription factor TFIIIB complex. NCBI's taxonomy places the organism in Eukaryota, Fungi, Basidiomycota, Agaricomycetes, Agaricales, Schizophyllaceae.